AUAAUGGGUGGUUGUUCCCAUACACUCAACACAUUCAAGAAGUAACUUUGAACUUCUUGCCUCUGGCGGUGCGGCAGCUUCUGAGAGCGCCUGCGCCACUCUUACAGCGCCGCACGGUUGCCAGGAAACCGCGACGCCGUGGUCCCAGUCUCUAGGCCUUGCUAGAGAUCAUGGCCAAAUUCGUGAUCGCGGGUCAUCUCGGCAGCUAGAGGCAACAACCCACUUACUGCAUGUCUGCUUGCUCCCUUCUCACUGCUGUUCUGUCUCUAGCCCUUCAAUCCACCCCCUCUGGCUUCUACUUUUGCCUCCAUAGGCAAACUGGUUUUACCACCAUCACCAACGAUCUCUUAGGGAAAGCAAACUGCCCAUAUUAUGCUAAGGCGGAACUCCUGGCAGACUACUUACAGAAGAAUCUUCCUGAUUUUCAGAUUUUUAAAAUCACACAGCAUCCUGAUGUGUGGGAGGAGUGGCUGGAAGAGAUUUGUGAGGAGAACAAGUGGGAUCACAGUACCUCCCCCAUCAUCUGGAGAGAGCUGCUGGACCGUGGAGGCAAGGGCUUACUUUUGGGAGGGUACAAUGAGUUCCUGGAGCAUGCCCAGCUUUACUAUGGUGUCACUUCCAGCAUGACAACCGACCUGAUGAUGGUCAUUGCUAAAGAGAACCUGCAGGCACAUAUAGAAGAAGAGCUGGAGAAAGAAACCUUGAAAGAUCUCGUCAGCCCCCUGCAGGUCUGGAUUGCCAGUGCAAGUGCUCAUGUGUGCUACCACAUAAUUCCCCUCUUGGCAAGUGGAGAAGUGUUUGGGAUGGACACGAAGAUCAGCCUGACCCUGUUUGACCGGGAGCAGAUGGAAGACUACCUGAAAACCCUAGUGAUGGAAAUUGAGGACUUGGCGUCACCCAUCCUCCACAGUGUCUCCUUAUGCACUAACACAGAGGAGGCCUUCCAUCAGGCCCAGGUCAUCAUCAUCCUGGAUGACAGCACAGACGAGGAGGUGUACACCCUGGAGGGCUGCCUGAGAAGCAGGGUACCCCUGUGCCGCCUCUACGCUUACCUGAUGGAGAAAAAUGCUGACGAGUCUGUCAAGGUCAUCGUGGGAGGGAAAGUCUUUGUAAACCUUAAAACGGCCUUGCUUAUGCAGUAUGCCCCUCACAUUGCAGGCAACAUCAUUGCCGUGGCGCUGGGGGUAGAAGGGCAAGCCAAAGCCAAGGUGGCCCGGAAGAUGAGAACAACCUCAGCCAACAUCAAAGAUGUGAUAAUUUGGGGUAAUAUCAGUGGAAAUAACUACGUUGAUCUAAGGAAAGCAAAAGUUUACAACUACGAGAGCGCCAUUAAGGGACCUCCUGGAUACUAUCACUCUGUGUUAGGCAUGAUUUUUGACAGUGAAUGGAUAAAAAAAGACUUUGUGAUGAUGCUUCAAGAAUUGAGCAACACUGGAAAGGAAUUUGGAGGGAUUUUGGGUGCACACAGCAUAGCCACCACACUGAAGUACUGGUAUCAAGGCUCACCACCUGGAGAGAUUGUUUCCUUGGGGAUAAUGAGUGAAGGCCAAUUUGGUAUUCCCGAAGGGCUCGUCUUUUCUAUGCCUGUGAAGUUUGAGAACGGAACUUGGGUGGUUCUUACAGACCUUGAGGACAUUUUGCUGACUCCACAGAUAAUAAACAGGCUCGUAGAUGAUCUGGUUCAGGAGAAACUUGUUGCACUUGGAGACAUAUUAUCUUUUCAGCCAGUUCAAGAAGAACAAAAAGAUAGUAGCACACAUUACAUUAUAGGCCAGGAUGAAGAGAAAGAUCAAGCUGUGUCGGACGACUCUGAGGGAAAAUUUGAGGACCACGAAUAGCUCCAGCCAGAUCAAAUAUGAAGGAAUUGAAAUUGUAAGAAGUAAAGACCCCCAAGUGUCUGCGUUUAGGGAGGAGCAACUGAAACAGCAAUUAACAGCCCCAAAGUCCCAAUGUCAGCACUGUACUGCAGCAUCUAAUCCCAUUUUUGUUGAUUAUUGCAUGUCCCCCCAAACAAGUGGAUGCUCGUCGCUGUUUUAAAUAUCUUAACAUAGUGCUGUCAAUCAUUGUGUCUUUGCCUGGACAUCACUUGUUCCCUUCCACCUGACCAUCCUGGCACUCACUCUAUAGACCAAGCUGGCCUCAAACUCACAGAGAUCCACCUGCCUCUGCCUCCCAAGUGCUGGGAUAAAAGGCGUGCACCAUUAUGCCUGGCUUCUACCUGCCGUUCUUAAGAUAAGACACAAAGGCCACGUUUGCUCUCAUUCUUAACACUGCACCUCAUCUGAUUGGGCCAGAACUAAAAAGAACAGAUUCAUCCAUUUAUUCUCCUCUCCUGUCCUCUCCCUUUCUUCCUUCCCCCUGCCCCCUCCACAAAUAGAUAUCUCCAUCCCUCUCCACAUACAAACAUUUAGCCAACACAAAAAGAUGAGUAGUUGGCAUCUGGGUCUAGUCAAGAGUGGUGAAGUGAAAAGACUAAAAACUCCAUGAGAUCUUCUGAGCUAGUCAGGUCACCCACCUUCCCAAAACCCCAGAUGCCGGCUGUUUUUCUUCAGAAAUAUUUGGUAUUUCCAAGUUGUUGCAAAGUAUCUCUGCAACAAAUUACAUAGUUUGGUUAGUAUUGACUAACUAAGCUUCUGUUACUUGACACAUGAUACAGUCUGAAUAAAUGGAAUUUUGUAGAAAAAGCAGAUUUUCACAGAGUCACACCAUAUAAGUAAAAAUGGCAAUCUUUUCUUAAAACGAUACUGCUCAACUCAACGUUCUCAUACAUCUUCAACACUGUCGGACCUUGCACACAUGUUGCUUAGGAACUCAUGAAAGCCCAGGAGGCUGGUGGAACACUCCAGCCUUCUGUGCUUCUUGAAAAAGUAGCUUUUAAGGUACAAGUUGCUUUCUGGAAUUUCAGGAUGUUUCAGAUGCUUCUGCCUUGCUUCCAUACCAACGAUAAUAAAUGCAUAAAUAAAUGGAUAAGUUCCAAACACGA
Molecule: messenger RNA, 2983 nt
Organism: Peromyscus californicus insignis
Lineage: Eukaryota; Metazoa; Chordata; Mammalia; Rodentia; Cricetidae
Gene: Mdh1b
Product: malate dehydrogenase 1B
Exons: 12
Coding region: 231-1838 (535 amino acids)
Biological process (GO): malate metabolic process; oxaloacetate metabolic process; tricarboxylic acid cycle
Molecular function (GO): L-malate dehydrogenase (NAD+) activity
Source: RefSeq, a predicted model, not a curated record